ACUGUAAUCUACUAAUGCCUGGGCAGUGUCGUAGUUUCCGUGUUGUUCCGUCUUUUGACAAGCCAUUCCUCCUGUUUUUCCGCGUUUUCAGUGGUGUGAACACGUAACGCUAUUUUGUCAUGAGCCAAACAAAACCCGAGCGCUCGUCGGUUAGUGGCUCAUUAACCGCUCACCGGGAAACAUGAACCGGGCGCUUAGAAAGUCUCAGUCUCUGCGUUGCUGCUCGGUGCUCGAGGUGAAAAGUAAAUAUGGUGCAGAAUUCAGGAGGUUUUCCCUGGACCGCUGUGAGCCUGGCAGGUAUAAAGACUUCCACAGGCUCAUUGUGCGUUUACAUCACCUAUGGCAAAUGGAUGUCCUUAUCGGAUAUGCGGAUGUCCAAGGAGAGCUGCUGCCCAUCAAUAAUGAUGACAACUUUUGCAAGGCUGUGACCUCCACACAAUCUUUACUGCGUAUCUUCAUUCAGCUUCAAGAGGAAGCUGACCAGUUUAUCACAGCUGCUGAAGAUACAACAAAACGAAAGAAAUCUUUCAGCCAGAAAAAAACACCAUUCCAGAUCAGCAUGCCUCUGAACUUCCGCCCUGUUUCGUCUAUCAUUGACGUGGACAUCAUACCAGAAUGCCACCGAAGGGUGCGUCUGUAUCGCCAGGGCUCGGACAGACCUCUGGGGUUUUACAUUCGUGAUGGUACCACUGUCAGGGUUACUCCAUACGGUCUGGAAAAGGUUCCGGGCAUCUUUAUCUCCCGCAUAGUUCCUGGAGGACUGGCGGCUUGCACGGGACUGCUGGCCAUUAAUGACCAGGUCCUGGAAGUGAAUGGUAUUGAUGUUAAGAGGAAGUCUUUGGAUCAGGUAACUGACAUGAUGAUCGCAAACAGCCACAACCUCAUCAUCACAGUGAAACCUGCAAACCAGCAUAACAACAUAAGGCGAAAAAGCUGCAGUUCCUCAAGCUCGGGACACUAUUUUGAUAGUACGCACUCUGUAAGCUAUCCAGGGCUACCUUUGAUAAUGAAAGCUUAUGGUUUAGGUUAUGGCUCUGAAAGCGAAGAGGAUGCAGAUGUGUUUGUGGAGAGCCCCAUCAAACACCUGUCCCGACAUCCGGGUUCUUCAGCCUCCUCUCAUUCUUCUCAGCCUUAUGUUAAUACUUCCUACAGGCCCAACGUUUCUGCCAGACGGGCCAAUUCGCUCAUUUCGGCUGCAUCCUAUCACUCUCAGCCUUGUCUUGCUCAUACACCUCACACUGACCACAGCGUCCCUCAUCACAGGCAUCGGACCUCUCAACAGCAUUUCGGCUGUAAUCCAGCCAUCAGACAGGAAAGCUCCAGUACCCAUGACAUUCUAAACACGUGGCACGUAGAUCUGAGUCGCCAUUUACUGUUGCCCCAGGGGGCAAUGGAGGAAGAUGGAAUUGUUGUUAUUUUGUAAAAGAUAAACCGAAAAUGCACCACCCAUUUUAAACUCUAUAUGCACUAUAAUUUAUAAAUUACUCGAUAAUAUAAUUACUUGCAUGUCAGGUUUUUACUGAUAAUUUUAUGAUUACUAUGGAUUCUGCA
Molecule: messenger RNA, 1551 nt
Organism: Carassius carassius (crucian carp)
Lineage: Eukaryota; Metazoa; Chordata; Actinopteri; Cypriniformes; Cyprinidae
Gene: pard6ga
Product: par-6 family cell polarity regulator gamma a
Exons: 3
Coding region: 182-1423 (413 amino acids)
Biological process (GO): centrosome cycle; establishment or maintenance of cell polarity; regulation of cellular localization
Cellular component (GO): apical plasma membrane; cell cortex; nucleus
Molecular function (GO): protein kinase C binding
Source: RefSeq, a predicted model, not a curated record